UUGCUUUCACGUAAUUUCGUUUUGAACAAAAACUAAGCGUUGCAAAAUUCUUCGCCCAUGGUUGGGAAAGUUAAGAUAAGACAAAAGGCAAUGCUGACGUUACUCUUUGGCGAGGAAUUAUUGUCAACGUCAAUCACAUGCCAUGUAUUGUUAAGCUUAAAUUUUAACUUACAGAAGUAAUUUGACCAAACACAAAAAAUGGUAAAGACAAAAAAAUAAAUCUGCAAAACAAUAUAUAAACCAAAUGUAAUGGAAGGAAAAUACACAACGGGGCUCGUGAAUAAAGAGAUGCCGCCCCAGUUCCAUGAAACAGUAAGCACGAUAAUAGAUGCCUUAAUCAAACCAGAAUGUUUGAAAUGGGACCUAUUCAUUGCUUUGUUGCUUAUUGUAAUGAAGGAAAAUAAUUUUGUCCUACUGAAGACUACCGAAGGCCGUGCAAUAUCCAUACCAGAAUAUAUACUCAAUGGAAAAACAAAAAGUUCAUCCAUUCGUGAAGCAUCUUUCGUUCUUAACGGUUUUCAAAACAUGCCUUUGAAGAUUAUUGCUUGUCCUUUCACUGACGUGACUCUCAUCAUUGCCACCAUACCAGAAAUGCACGGAGAGACUUAUUCGCAUUGUAUCACGUUAAGUAGAUAUAUUAACACGUCAGCGUUGGGUAUACCGUCGGAUUACAUAAAUUUGACAGAAUUAAUUAGUGUACUCCGAGACAGAAUCAUUAAUCCUAUAAAAGGCAGUAUAUUGCAUUACCACAAGUACCCGAGUCCGAAUUUAUUUGGGCUACCCGACGAUAUUGUUCAUAAAAUACUAUUGUGUCUCGCUGUGAGAGACGUUUUGAGCGUGGGAGAAAGUUGUAAAAAGCUAUAUAGAAUUAUUAAAGAUGAUCCUUUGUGGUUUAGGCUGUGUAAUAGGGAUUUCCCGGAUCAAGAUAAAACAAGCGAAGAUAGUUGGUGCGAAACUUAUAUAAAAUUAUACUUGUCGGAGCAAGGCGAAAGAUCAAAGUCCAGGUAUUAUGGCACUUCAGGGUUUCGACAGUGUUCUCUCUUAUCCCGGUAUAUAAGACGGAUCUCAGAUUCGAGAUGGGAAGUAAUUUUGUAAGAGACAAAAAUGUGUACAAUUAGUGACAGAUUUAGGGUGCCACUUCUUGUUUUUCGUUUUGAUUGUCCAAAUGUCAAUGAAUCAAUACCAAUCUUGGUUUUUGUUACUGUGAAAAUUUCUGUUACCUAUAAAAAUAAUUUAAAUUGAUUGUUAUUGAAAUAGAUUAUAAUAUAAGGAUUUAAGGUUUUAUUUAUUAACCAUCUAUCAAUGUUACGGGUGUUGUUAUGUUAUGUUACGCUUGCGUCGACUUCCGUGGCCGCGUGGUAUAGACGCCAGGUUUCAAGGUGCCGCUACUUAGAGGGCCCGGGUUCGAACUCCGAUGGGGAAAAUCUUUGUGUAAUGAAUACGAGCAUUUGUACCUAAGUCAUGGGUGUAUUUAAGUAUUUCUAUAUUGAUAUACUAACAUAAAUAUGUAUCAUAUAUUUAUUCUAUCCGGCACCCUAGUAUCCCAUUACACAAUCCUUACAGUAUUUUUUUCUGGGCCACACUAAUUGGCCCUGACAUCCAAAUACAGAUCCAAGUUACCUUUGGAUUCCCAAUAGGUGAAAUUCACGGGUAAAUUUAUCAAUUAUGCAGUGAUUUCAC
Messenger RNA from Chilo suppressalis (striped riceborer), 1680 nucleotides. NCBI's taxonomy places the organism in Eukaryota, Metazoa, Arthropoda, Insecta, Lepidoptera, Crambidae. The record is from the annotation of a GenBank genome assembly.